GCCUUUGUAUGCUUUACGACCUUGAGCACUUUUGGGGAUAAAAAGGCUGCUUUAACUGACCAAAAGCAGCUCAUUCUUUUGACUGUCCGGUGCUCUUCUUAGAGACUGUUGACUGCUCUUGAAUCAGCUCUUGCAAUUGCAAUAAAUCUUACUUUGGAUAUUUCCACGAAGUAUGGUCUGGUUGUAAGACGACGGUUGGGACGAACGAAAGAGUUACAACUCAACAUUUGGCGCUGCGAGCAGGGUCUCAAGACGUUACAUCAAGGAACGAGGAGUCGAAUAAGAGGUCAAGCAGUUGUCGAGAACAGCAUCCGAGAAACAGGCCAACAAGGGAAGACAAUAUACUUGGACACGACUCCUGCAAGGAUUCGUGAAUUCCCCUACCAUAUUCUCCACAACACUACAAUCACAGUUACGAAAAAUUAAGUUAAAAGAGGGAUCUACGGUAAUACAGUACAUUGACGAUUUGUUGUUGGCUAGUUCCAGCAGGGAUGCAAACGAGAAAGGCAGCGUUCAAUUGCUUAACGAGUUAAAGAAUCUCAGCAGUAUCAUUCACAGGUCCAGAACCUACACAAGGAGGGAGGCGGACAGACGGAAGAUUCGAAGGACGUUGGUCCUCGGAUACAAGCGGGAGACUACGUCUUGAUUCGCAACUGGACCCACAAAAAAUUGGAACCCCGGUGGAAUGGGCCAUUUCAAGUGCUGCUAACAACACCGACUGCUGCCAAGCUACAAGGACGAGAGAAAUGGGUUCAAUUGAACCACUGCAAAAGACUUACGUAUACAUAAUGAUAUUAUGUUGUGUAAACAUAACACAUGGAAAGGACGUGUACAUGACGUUUACUAACCUGACUAACCAAACUUUAGCAUUAGAACCAGGGGACGCUUUCCAACAACUGUUAGCGAUAGUGUCGAUACGUAAGGGAAAUGAAGAAGAAUUGGUUUAUUUGGAAAGUCAGAAUGGUAACACUAACUGUAGCCGCAGAAAUGAAACUUCCUGCAGGUUUACUACAGGAACUGGUAUUACAUUACAAACGGGAUGCUGUAACAUGCAAUAUACCAGAUUGGGAGACUUGACAUGCAAAAAGGAUACAGGAAUUAGAGCUAAAAUGGACCUUUUAGAUGGGAAUGCCAAAACUAAUAAUAACCUGGUCAUGACUAAACACUUAAGGGUUAAUUAUCAAAAACACUCAGAGAAGGAGAAUUUGUUCCUUCAGUAUUUGGGCUUAGUAAGGCAAUAUGCCAACAACAGUACGAGAAGGGUGAUAUGCAUGCCACAGCCUCGCUCUGUAGGUUCCGGUAUAACAAUGAUGGCUAUUGCCUCUACUGACUGUGAUUUAUGUUACCUGACAGCCAACGAAAGAAAUAAUUGUAGUAUUAAUAUGAAAGCUAGUCGUUAUACACCCAUCACCUGUUUUCAAGGGGAAGAAGAUAAAACAAACCCCUCCGAAGACUGCAUUAGAUGUGAUGAUAUGCCACCAAGCAUGGAGGUUAAGAUAGUACCAGUUUUUGAAUGGUGUCUGGAAAACUGGGACAGAAAGGGUUUUGCUCCCAAUAACAACAAUUAUAUGCUAAUGACUGGAAAGGAAUUAGGACAACUGCCUUCCUCUAAAUGUAGCGUGAUAGUCCAGGGGGACUCAAUAAUCCCUGAUGCGAACCCUUUAGUGUCUAAUGCCAAGGGAAUAGUUAAACCAGUAUCACAGUGCCUUCAGAGUAUUACACCAGCACUGGCCAAGGUGAUAUUAAUGUCACAUUCCUGUUCUAUUCAAACUCCAGAUGAACUUCAUUGGAUAUGUGGAGAUACAGCCUACAAAUGGUUGCCUAAUGGGUGGCUCGGAAGAUGUGGUCUAGCUUAUGUAGUGCCUUCUUUCAGGUACACCAGCGAUACCCCAGAAGAGGAUGCUCGAGUAACACAGAUGAAAAGGUUAAAACAAAAAGGACUACAUCGGCAUAAGAGGAGUAUGCGAUGGUACGACAACCAAUGGUAUACAGAACUGUUAUCCACCUUCGUUCCACUAUAUGGAACAGAGGUGUCACUAGCAGAAAUAAGAGCCCUUGCAGGCAACCUUCAAGAAAUGUCAAGAGCUACAUCAUUGAGUAUUGAUCGUUUAAAUAAAGAACAACAAGCCAUCAGAAAAAUGACAAUGCAGAACAGGAUGGCGUUAGACAUGACUUUGGCCACUCAAGGAGGAGCAUGCGCUAUAAUUGGUCCAGAAUGUUGCUCCUGGAUAAAUGAUUAUUCAUCAAAUAUAACUGAAGAAAGUGAAAAAGUCAAGGAAGCAGGUGAUGAGGCAGGGGACAUUGAUAAACAUAAGGGUAGUUGCGGCUGGUCACCAUUCUGUUGGAUUGGCACUAUACGGAAUGGAUGGGGAACUGCAAUACUAGAGUGGAUAUUUUGGAUUUUGGCAUUGCUAUUAGUAGUUAAAUUAGUAUAUGGUUGUGCAACGACUUGUACUAAGGAGGAAAUAAAUAGAGAGUUAGUGGAACGACAAGUAAACAGGGACAGGAAAUAUUGGAAGGAUGAAAAUGGUACGCAGGAGGUAUAAGCAACAAUUUGGUGUUAUCAUAUGGGAUAUGAUAAAAGGAGGGAAUGUGAAAUUGUAGUGAAAUUGUAGAAAAAUCUUUUAUACCUAGAAAUAAUGUUAUGCCUUUUUAAGUCAAACAUUAGCUGAAACAUUAAAAAAACAAGUCCUGGGAAAACUCAGACUUGGCAAUGCCAACUGCAUCCUUAUCUGGGUGGACAUUCCAUGGAAGCAGAGAAGCAGUAACUUCUGCAACUUUGAAAUGAAUAGGUCAUUGUCUGACACAAACACCAUCGGGAGAUAAACUUAUGCCUCUAACGUCCCUGAAUCCUCCCCUAACCUGAGAUCCCUUCCCUCGUUAUUUCUUACUCUGUAUUAUAAAUUUUAAAGGUUGUAUUCUUGUUAGAUAGCUUUAGAUUGGAUCUUGUAUACUUUAGACAACGGUAUUAAUCAGGUACAUAUUCUAUGCCAAUUAUAUUUGAUUGAUAUUUUAAAGAAUAAUAAUCAACAUGAAUGGAUACUAAUUAAGUAGAUGACAUUUAACCUUGUCUACAGAUAUAGAUCGAUUGACGUCACCAUUCGAAUAGUCGUUGGAACUACAUGAUUGAUAAAGUUUUUUUAAUUGCCUUUGUAUGCUUUACGACCUUGAGCACUUUUGGGGAUAAAAAGGCUGCUUUAACUGACCAAAAGCAGCUCAUUCUUUUGACUGUCCGGUGCUCUUCUUAGAGACUGUUGACUGCUCUUGAAUCAGCUCUUGCAAUUGCAAUAAAUCUUACUUUGGAUAUUUCCACGGAGUAUGGUCUGGUUGUAAGACGACGGUUGGGACGAACGAAAGAGUUACAACUCAACAAAGUUACACCGCAGGAAAGUCGUAAUAGGUUCUCCCAGGUGCUAAACAAUCUGGUGAUUAGAUCAUUUAGUGCA
Callorhinchus milii (elephant shark) is the source of this 3446-nucleotide messenger RNA. RefSeq lists its product as uncharacterized. NCBI's taxonomy places the organism in Eukaryota, Metazoa, Chordata, Chondrichthyes, Chimaeriformes, Callorhinchidae. The transcript has 3 exons. The record is from RefSeq and is a predicted model, not a curated record. The coding region runs from base 747 to 2546 and encodes 599 amino acids.